CAAAGUAUUGUGUGAAAUAGAAGUUAUAUUGGUAUUGUAUAAUAUCAUUAACAGGGGUUAUUAACUACCCUUUAAAUUUGUGCAAAAAGCAGUACAUGCAAUAAAUAUGUCACAGGUACUGUUUCUUAGGUAGUGCUUGGACUUUCUUAUCUACAGUACAUUAUUGUUUCAGCAUUUUACAGAAAACACUGGAGCAGUCAGAUUUCUUCCCCCUGUUCCAGUCAGUCUAUUUGCAACAAACAACUGAUAAAUAAUUAACUGAGCAACUUUCUGUUUCCUUAUUCCCCAUUCUGCUCCCAAUUUACACAUCAUUUGUGUUACUGAGCCAAACCCCUGCUCUCCCUUUCCAAAUUGCAGGUGUAAUGAAUUUCCCUAUGUACUGGAUGUGACUGGCCGGGAGCACAAGAGCCUAAUGUUAGUGUCAUGACCUAAAGGAAGCAGUGAAGUCUCUAACUUAGCCACUUACCUGUUUACAUACAACUAUAUUGCCGCUGCUUUGCUUGGAUACAGUGUGCAGUAGGAGUUAUAGUUAUACAUACAAACCUGAGUGUUAGGUGUUUGCUUUAUCUUAUCUGAUGAGCAAGGCCUAUUUAUUGGAAAUGCUUUGAUGCCAGGCCUGGCAUAAUGAGGACCCUGCUAGAGUAUACUGGCUUUUUUCUAGCGUUUGUCUCUGCUGGCUUUCUUAUUGCGGCAACUUGGACUGAUUGUUGGAUGGAAAAUGCAGAUGAUUCUCUGGAGGUGAGCACAAAAUGCCGUGGCCUGUGGUGGGAGUGUGUCACUAAUGUGUUCGAUGGCAUACGGACUUGUGACGAAUAUGACUCUAUAUAUGCUGAGCACCCAAUGAAAUUAGUGGCAACACGUGGAUUGAUGAUAACCGCUGAUAUCUUGGCUGGGUUUGGGUUCAUCAUCUUUCUCUUGGGGCUUGAUUGUGUCAAAUUCCUGACAGAUGAAUCAGAUGUCAAGUUAAAGAUCUGCUAUGUAGCUGGUAUCACACUGCUUAUUGGAGGUGUCCCUGGGAUCAUUGGCUCAGUAUGGUAUGCUAUUGAUGUUUACGUUGAGCGAUCAACCUUGGUUAUUCAUAAUGUUUUCCUUGGAAUCCAAUAUAAGUUCGGCUGGUCCUGCUGGCUUGGAAUGAUUGGAUCACUGGGAUGUUUUUUAUGUGGCGGUAUCCUCGUAUUGUGUCAUUAUCUUUUUAAAGAAAAUGGAUAUGGCAGAAAUCAUUUUUCUUCAAGGAAAACCUACUUGCGCUCGGGAGGCUCUGCGGCAAAAUUUGAUUCCCAUCCCAGAACUGAAACCGCCAAGAUGUAUGCAGUGGAUACAAUAGUGUGAAAGGACUGUUUUGUCUCCUUCUAGCACAAAUGCAUUAUUAUGUGACCCAGCUCGCUGUAUUAGUCCCUUCAGAGUUGUGUUUUGGGAAGAUACAUUCUAAACCAUUAGAAUUACAGGCGGUAUGGAUCUGUGCUAUAAUCCCUGAAGUCUCAGAAUGUGUGCUAUUUGGGUGAUAUUUUACUCAGCUGUAUAUAAUUUGUUCUCAUCCAAGUAAGAUGAAGUCUGAUAACACUGUACUCUGCCUCCCUUUUGGUAUUUGUCACUACACAUACUAUAUUGUACUGAAUGAUUGUGAUCUUUUUGUAGGAGACAGGGAAAUGAAGGUUUCUGCAAGUAACAACUGAAUUCCUGUCAACUAAAGAAAGUCCCAGUAAUACUAGAACUAACAAAUAAUGCU
This is a messenger RNA of Xenopus tropicalis (tropical clawed frog), 1726 nucleotides long. RefSeq names its product claudin 16 (gene cldn16). Gene Ontology annotation, molecular function: structural molecule activity. Lineage: Eukaryota; Metazoa; Chordata; Amphibia; Anura; Pipidae. Gene Ontology annotation, cellular component: bicellular tight junction; membrane; plasma membrane. The coding region runs from base 625 to 1329 and encodes 234 amino acids. The record is from RefSeq and is a predicted model, not a curated record. The transcript is spliced from 5 exons.